GGAGGGUUUCUGAGCAUGGAUCCAACUGUCACAGCCUGGGGGACCGAAUACACAGCAGUGAAUGGAAGUGGCCAGGCUCUACCUCAAACUUGCAGCAUGGAGACUGUGGUCCAGGCCUCGCUGACCUUCAUCAUCGCCCUGGUCGGGCUGGCAGGAAACGGGAUUGUCCUGUGGCUCCUGGGCUUCCACAUGCGGAGGAACGCCUUCACUGUCUACAUCCUCAACCUGGCCGGAGCUGACUUCCUCUUCCUCUCCUUGCUGAUUAUACGUUCCCUGGUGUUACUCACCAACUUCUUCCGUUCCAGCUCCAUCUCCAUCCCCAAGUUUUUGACCCCUGUGUUUACUUUUGUCUACAUUGUGGGCCUGAGCGUUCUCAGUGCCAUUAGCACCGAGCGCUGCCUGUCGGUCCUGUGUCCCAUCUGGUACCGCUGCCGCCGCCCCAGACACACGUCAGCUGUCAUGUGUGCCCUGCUCUGGGCCCUGUCCCUGCUGCUGAGUGUCCUGAGAGGGGAGUACUGUGGCUUUCUAUUUAGCGAUGGUGACGUGGGUUGGUGUCGGGUAAUUGAUUUCAUCUCCGCCGCGUGGCUCAUUUUCUUAUUUGUGCUUCUCUCCGGGUGCAGCCUGGCCCUGCCGACCAGACUGCUGUGGGGCUCCCAGCAGGUGCAGCUGACCAGGCUGUAUCUGACCAUCGUGCUCACAGCGCUUGUCUUCCUCUUCUGUGGCCUGCCGUUGGGCAUCCACUGGUUUCUCGUAUUCUGGAUUCAGGGUGGUUUUGAUAUGUUCUCCUUACAUCUUUAUCUGGUUACAAUGUUCCUGUCCUGUGUCAACAGCAGCACCAACCCCGUCAUUUACUUCUUCGUUGGCUCCUUUAGACGGCGGCAGCGGCGGCGGCGGCAGCGGCGGCAGACCCUCAAGUUGGUUCUCCAGAGGGCUCUGCAGGACACCCCUGAGGUGGCCGAAAGUGGAGGCAGCUUUCCUCAGGAACCCCUGGAGAUGUCCGGAAGCAGUGUGGUGUCCUGA
Messenger RNA from Diceros bicornis minor, 1020 nucleotides. Its product is annotated as mas-related G-protein coupled receptor member X2-like. Bases 16 to 1020 code for a protein of 334 amino acids. Gene Ontology annotation, cellular component: membrane. Gene Ontology annotation, molecular function: G protein-coupled receptor activity. Lineage: Eukaryota; Metazoa; Chordata; Mammalia; Perissodactyla; Rhinocerotidae. The transcript has a single exon. The record is from RefSeq and is a predicted model, not a curated record. Gene Ontology annotation, biological process: G protein-coupled receptor signaling pathway.